CACAUAACACAAUGUGGAGCAAUAUCUUCCUCUUUGCUCUUCUGUUUUCCACUUACAAUAAUGUUGCAGUCCAAAGCUUUUGCGUUGCAGAUCUGAAGGGAGCACAAACCCCUGAAGGGUUCCUUUGCAAGCCACCCACUUCAGUAAAAGUGGAUGACUUCAUUCUCUCCGGCCUAAAACCUCCCACCACCCCGCCCUCAUCCAACUCUUCCAAGAUCACACUAACCCCCGCAUUUGUCCAGCAAAUCCCUGGCCUUAACGGCCUGGGAUUCGCCGUGGCGCGGUUGGACAUGGAUGUAGGGGGUAUAGUCCCAUUGCAUUCUCACCCAGAUGCCUCUGAGAUGCUCAUAAUCGUGCGUGGAACCGUAACUGCUGGAUUCAUAGCAGCUGAUAAUUCUGUUUUUGUGAAGAGAUUGAGAAGCGGUGACGUCAUGGUUUUGCCACAAGGGUUGUUGCAUUUUCAGUUGAAUUCUGGAAAUGGAAAAGCCCUAGUUCAUCUCGCUUUUAGUAGCUCAAAUCCGAGUACACAGCUUCUUGAUGUUGCGUUGUUUGGUAGCAACUUGAAUUCUGAUUUGAUCACCAAGACUACGUUACUUGAUCUUUCUGAAGUGAAGAAGCUCAAGGCUGUUUUUGGUGGCAGUGGAUAAUGGCUUCGUUAGUGAGAUCAUGUUGGUUAACUCAUAUUUAAUCCGUUGCUUCUAUUUUGUAACGUGA
This is a messenger RNA of Arachis stenosperma, 714 nucleotides long. RefSeq names its product auxin-binding protein ABP20-like. Gene Ontology annotation, cellular component: cell wall. The coding region runs from base 12 to 647 and encodes 211 amino acids. Gene Ontology annotation, molecular function: manganese ion binding. NCBI's taxonomy places the organism in Eukaryota, Viridiplantae, Streptophyta, Magnoliopsida, Fabales, Fabaceae. The record is from RefSeq and is a predicted model, not a curated record. The transcript has a single exon.